AUGAUUUGGAACUAUAUACCCCACGUCGUCUUUCUUGGCUUAUCUGUUGGUGUGAACAACCUGAGGACAUUGUUCGCUGUAAAGCUGAUAUUAACAAACUUUGUGCGACUGCUCCUAAGCAAAAACAGUGCUACAGAGGUAUCAUUAAAACCGUAUGUUACAUUAGAGUGUUUCAGGUUCUGUAACUCUGUGACUGAUUUAAUUAUUUUAAGAAUCUACAAAGGUUGUAGACUUCUCUUAUUUAUAAGACAAUGAAGUUGUCGCCGAUCUUUCGAUUCCACAACAGUUUUGAAUCAUUAUGUACUGGCAUACUUCCAUAUCAUCCAAGGAAGAAGGGACACAAUAGGGGAAAUGUAACAUUAGACACCUAUAACCUUGGGAGAGUUGAUAGUUUCAAGUAUCUUGAGCAACGAUCACUGCCGACAGUGACAUCACUGAGAUCAAAGGCAGAAUCCAAUUUGCGAAUCGGUGCAUGUUCUCUUUAAAUAAUUUUGUUAAAUCGAGAAGUCUCACACGGUCAUCUAAGAUCAGGAUCUAUAAGACCAUCAUAAGGCCAAUAGCGAUGUAUGGCUGUGAAACGUGGUCGAUGACGAGAGCUAAUGAAGAACAGUCUAGACGUUUCGAACACAGGGUAUUAUGUAAGAUUUUUGUUCAUUUCUGCGACCCAAAUAUCAGGAAGUUGUUUGCGGAUAGUGACAUUGGCCAAGAAAUCAAAGCACAGCGACUGAUAUGGGCUGGACACGUUCCAUUUAGUAGAGUUGAUCUGGGAAGAAACACCAGCUGGUAAAAGACAUUUAGGUUGCCUCAUAUGAGAUGAAGGGAUAACAUCAAGUCAGACCUUGCAAAAAUAAAGUUGAUCUCUAAAGCAGCACUGACGAAAGACCGGACCAGAUAGAGGCAAACUGUGGAGUCAGCCAAAAUACCCUCAGGGUUGUAUUGCUAUUUGUAACUACUCCCAGGUAGUGGCGUCAGGGAGUCCAGUUCUAUAUGGAGUUCCGUGGUUUCACCUGUCGAAUUGUCUGUAGAAAUUGUAAACAAUGAAAGAAAUUGCAAAGUUCAGAUUGAAACGAUAUAUAUUUCCUGAAAAGACAACGCCAUAUGCUAUGUAUAAGAGAGGUCGGUGACCUUAUAUGUUACCUGCUAGGACUACAAGAAGUCGUACACUUGCAUUCAGAUAUGCUAGGUCUAAUAUAACACAUUUUACUGGGUAAAGUGACGUUCUACGAAAGAAAGGAGGCCCCCAUAUACUAUGGCGUGAUCUACUGCUAGGUCCCUUGGUGAUGUUAACCAGUGCUCAUAUGAUAAGGUGUAGGAAUGUAGCAGAAAGCCAGCCAAAGCGGUACAACGUUAAGGUUUCAAGCGAUGCUAGGUUCGAUCUAGCAGGUAGUUCUGGUCAAAUCUUGGUCUCAGUUAUGUACGGAGAAUGCAGAAGAAAACGUACAGGAGGUAUAAAAUGUUGAAGGUUCACUAGGGCAGGUUCACCAGGUGAAAUCCAGAGAAUACUGUAUACACUGAAUACAAAAUGCAGAAUGCACCAUACAAUGUCGAUAACUAAAUCAAUAAAACCACUGUAAAGGAUAUACAGCAUAUUAUUUCUAGCUACAAUUUCUUAAACCUAGAUGGAAAUCGUAAGAACAGAGUUGCAGGUACAUAAGACAUUCUCAAAUUGGUGGUUUUCUAAAGGAG
Molecule: messenger RNA, 1686 nt
Organism: Acanthoscelides obtectus
Lineage: Eukaryota; Metazoa; Arthropoda; Insecta; Coleoptera; Chrysomelidae
Source: the annotation of a GenBank genome assembly